AUGGCGAAGAAGGGCCAGGAUGAGCCGCUCCCUCACCCCUUGGAGCCGGAGCCGCAGCCUCAGCCCGGGGGGAGGGCGAUGGGGGAGAAGCGCUUCAAGCUGUGGUAUGUGGGUUGGUCCUGCCUGGACAGACGGACCACGCUGCCCAUGCUCCCCUGGCUGAUGGCCGAGAUCCGCAGGCGCAGCCAAAGGCAGGACCCUGGCGGACCCCUGGGUAGCUCGGUGCCCGCCCGGGAGGUGCUGCUGCUCCUGGGCUCCCCGAACCUCCGUUGCGUCCCCGCCACCUCCAGCGGCAGCCCGGGCAGCGCCAACCCGGCCGUCUUCAUCUUCGAGCACAAGGCGCAGCACAUCUCCCGCUUCAUCCACAACAGCCACGACCUCACCUACUUCGCCUACCUGAUCAAGGCGCAGCCCGACAACCCCGAGUCGCAGGUGGCCUGCCACGUGUUCCGGGCCACUGACCCCAACCAGGUUCCUGAUGUGAUCAGCAGCAUAAGGCAAGUGUCCAAAGCAGCCCUGAAAGAGGAUACCAAGCCUGGUAAGGAUAGUGAAGAUGCCUUCUACAAUUCCCAAAAAUUUGAGGUUUUGUACUGUGGAAAGGUGACUGUGGCCCAUAAGAAAGCCCCCUCCACUCUAAUUGAUGAGUGCAUUGAGAAAUUCAAUCUACACGAGCGCCAGCGCCUGAAACUGUUGAGUGAGCAGCGGAGCACAGAUUCCAGCUCAGACUUAACCUUGUAUGAAGGAGACGUGCCAGCUCUGUCAGAUAGUCCAUUUGAGGAGCUAGAUGGCACGAGCACCACCAUCGGGAACACUGGGAUCCUUACAAUUGGAGGCCAGACCAACCUGGCAGGCACCCGUGUCUCCUUCCCCGAGCGAAUUUUGGAGGAUUCUGGCUUUGAUGAGCAUCAGGAAUUCCGCUCCCGGUGCAGCAGCGUCACUGCAAUUAUGCAAAGGAGGGUUCAUGAUACCAGCCUGAAAACACAGCCACGCAGGAGACAUGCAAGUGCACCCAGUCAUGUUCAACCCUCAGACUCUGAGAAGAACCGAACAAUGUUAUUUCAGGUUGGACGAUUUGAAAUUAACCUCAUCAGCCCAGACACCAAAUCUGUUGUGCUUGAAAAGAAUUUUAAAGAUAUCUCCUCAUGUUCUCAGGGUAUACAACAUGUUGAUCACUUUGGUUUUAUUUGUCGGGAAUCUAUUGAACCUGGGAUAAACCAGUAUGUUUGCUACGUGUUCCAGUGUGCAAGUGAAUCUUUGGUUGAUGAGGUAAUGCUUACCCUGAAACAAGCCUUUAGCACUGCUGCAGCUCUACAGAAUGCCAAGACUCAGAUUAAACUGUGUGAGGCCUGUCCUAUGCACUCAUUGCAUAAACUCUGUGAAAGAAUUGAAGGUCUUUACCCACCAAGAGCCAAACUUGUAAUUCAGAGACACCUGUCAUCACUUACUGAUAAUGAGCAAGCUGACAUUUUUGAACGUGUUCAGAAAAUGAAGCCUGUCAGUGACCAGGAAGAAAAUGAGCUUGUGAUCUUACAUCUGCGACAGUUGUGUGAAACAAAACAAAAGACGCACGUCCAUAUUGGCGAGGCACCAUUGAACAUUUCAAACAGUGCAAUCCCAGAAAACACUGCCAGCGGUGGCCGGUUUAAACUCGACAUUCUGAAAAACAAGGCCAAGAAAUCCUUGACUAGUUCUCUGGAAAAUAUCUUCUCAAGGGGAGCUAGCAGAAUGCGAGGCCGUCUGGGCAGCAUGGACAGCUUUGAACGAUGCAGCAGCCUUACUUCUGACAAGGACUGUUCACCCGGGGAUUCUCCUCCGGCCACUCCUCCAGCUUCCCCCGUGUCCUCGGUCUGGCAGCCAUUUCCCGAAGAAGACUCCAAUUCUCCUCAGUUUAGAAGGCGUGCACAUACUUUCAGCCAUCCAACGUCCAGUGCCAAGAGGAGGAUUACUUUCCAGGACGGGAGGUCCCAGAGUGUUAAGUCUCCACUUCUGAGACAGAAUUCUAUAGAGCAGAGCAGUCCUGUGCCUUUAGCUCGACGACGAUAUGGUAGUGAGAGUGGACUUCCCUCUUCCUUCUCUGCCCCCUCUUUCCUGAAAAGCUUUUACCAGAGCUCAGGCAGGCCGCUCCAGCAGUCAGAAAAUGACCUUUCCAAGAGUGAUGGGGAGGGAAGGAAAAGGACCUCGUCUGUCUGCAGCAAUGAGUCUCUAAAUGCCAGUGGGGUCACUCUUACCCCCCGCCGCAUCUCCUGGCGGCAGCGAAUCUUCCUGCGGGUUGCUUCACCCAUGAACAAAUCUCCCUCAACAAUGCAGCAUCAAGAUGGGCUUGAGGGGAAUGAAUUGUUGCCACUGUCCCCUCUUGCUCCAGCCUUGGAGGAGGACCCUCUUUCUUUGAUAUUGCAAAAUGAGGAUGCCCCAGAUAAGGCUGGCGGGAGAAAAAAAUCGGAAGAGUUGCAGAGUCUGUGGAGAAAAGCUAUCCAUCAACAAAUCCUACUGCUUCGGAUGGAAAAAGAAAACCAGAAGCUGGAAGAAGCAAGCAGAGAUGAACUCCAAUCAAGAAAAGCUAAACUGGACUACCUUGAAGUUGGUACAUGUCAGAAAGAUGUCAUAAAUAUCUGGGAUAAGAAGUUAUUAAACUGCAGAGCCAAAAUCAGAUGUGACAUGGAGGAUAUUCAUACCACUCUGAAAGAAGGUGUACCAAAAAGCCGCCGGGGAGAAAUUUGGCAAUUUCUAGCUGUACAACAUCGCGUAAGACAUAGACUGCCAAGCAAACAACAACCUCCUGACAUCUCAUACAAAGAACUCUUGAAACAGCUGACAGCUCAGCAACAUGCUAUCCUUGUAGAUCUAGGCAGGACAUUCCCUACACAUCCUUACUUCUCUACCCAGCUGGGAGCAGGGCAGCUGUCACUUUUUAAUCUCCUGAAAGCUUAUUCUUUGCUGGACAAGGAAGUGGGUUAUUGCCAGGGUAUCAGUUUUGUGGCUGGAGUACUGCUUCUACACAUGAGUGAGGAGCAAGCCUUUGAAAUGCUGAAAUUCCUCAUGUAUGAUCUUGGCUUCCGUAAACAGUACAGGCCAGACAUGCUGUCACUACAGAUUCAGAUGUAUCAACUUUCAAGACUCCUCCAUGAUUAUCACAGAGACCUCUAUAAUCAUCUUGAAGAAAAUGAAAUCAGCCCCAGUCUUUAUGCUGCACCCUGGUUUCUCACGUUGUUUGCUUCUCAGUUUCCAUUAGGAUUUGUAGCCAGAGUUUUUGACAUUAUCUUUCUUCAAGGAACUGAAGUCAUAUUUAAGGUAGCUCUGAGUCUACUUAGCAGCCAAGAAGCACUUGUAAUGGAAUGUGAGAGCUUUGAGAAUAUUGUUGAUUUCCUUAAAGGCACUAUCCCAGACAUGACUAAGCUUCAAAUGGAAAAGAUUAUUACCCAGGUUUUUGAGAUGGAUAUUUCCAAACAGCUUCAUGCCUAUGAAGUAGAAUACCAUGUACUACAGGAUGAGCUGCAGGAAGGUUUGAAUCCCUGUGAUGAUGGUGAACCUUUGGAUAAAUUGGAGAGGGCCAACAGUCAGCUAAAGAGGCAAAAUAUGGACUUGUUGGAGAAGCUACAGAUAGCUCAUGCUAAAAUUCAGAGUCUGGAAUCCAACCUGGAAAACAUAUUGUCCCGAGAGAACAAAAUGCGGAGCUUAAUCCAGUCGCUGGAACAAGAGAAGAUGGCAUAUCAAAAGACUGUUGAGCAAAUAAGAAAAUACCUGCCAGCAGAAGCACUGUCUGACUGUGAACUGCUCCUGAAGGAAGUAAAUGCCAACCCAAACAAUAGAACAAAGCAAGGAAAUAAGCCAUAA
Emys orbicularis (European pond turtle) is the source of this 3831-nucleotide messenger RNA. RefSeq names its product TBC1 domain family member 4 (gene TBC1D4). NCBI's taxonomy places the organism in Eukaryota, Metazoa, Chordata, Testudines, Emydidae. The record is from RefSeq and is a predicted model, not a curated record. Bases 1 to 3831 code for a protein of 1276 amino acids. The transcript has 21 exons.